CAUGUAUAAGGGAAUACGGGUCGCUCCCUUCUGCCAGCUUUCCUUCGACCUGGUCGGCCUUUGCACUCUUUCCUGAAGGCUGCGAUCUUCAUUCCUUUCCUUCGUUGGCCGGUACCUACCCCUGCUUUCUUUUCAUUCUGCUGCCAGUGGCAUCGCAGUCGGUCCUGUCUUCACGCCAUCCUCAACGCGAGUGACCGUGAUAGACUUCCAGAACUGCUAAUUUUACUACCUGGGCUUCCACUUGUGGCCGCCUUCUUUUCUGUGUUUUUCUUAGUUGCUGCUACCUGUCUUCGGUGCUGCGGAGCAGGCCUCACUCGCUUUAAUCGUCGACCUAGUUGGCUUGCUAGUUUUUUCCAGCUGUUUUUCCAGCAUCUUCGUUUGUUUCCUGAAGCCUCAUCGCCACUCCUUGAAGAGAGUAAAGAUACGCACCGACACGCCCGAGCCGAGCCCUAUCGACCGCUUUAUAUACAUACACCCGCACAAAAAAAAAGAGCCACGAUGUUGGUUCAUCGUCUUCCGCUGGCGGUUCUCGCCCUAAUUUCCACAGCCCUCGCCGCGCCGAGCCCGAACCCGCCGCCGCCGGCCCAGGCGCCCCCCGCCGAAUGCAAGCCGAGCACGAGCACCAUCACGCAGCACGUCACGCAGACGGUCGAGGCUAAGCCCGUCACCCACACCGUGACACACACCCAGUCCGUCACGCAGCACGUCACGCAGCACGUCACCCAGUCCGUCACCCAGCAUGUCACGCAGGUCAAGACGGAGACGGUCCACGUGACCCAGACCGCCGUCAGCACCGUCGAGAAGACCAAGACGGAGGUGAAGACGGUCCAUGUCACCCAGACGGCCACCAGCGUCAAGACGGAGAUGAAGACUGUGCACGUCACGCAGGUUCACACCCAGACUGCUACCCACACGGUUGAGAAGCCCGUGACGCAGACCAAGGAGGUUACCAAGACCCAGACGCAGGUUCACACCCAGACUGCUACCCACACGGUCGAGAAGCCCGUGACGCAGACCAAGGAGGUUGUCAAGACGGUCCAUGUCACCCAGCCCGUCACCCAGACCAAGGAGGUUGUUAAGACGGUCGAGAAGCCCGUGACCCAGACGGUACAUGUCACCCACGCCGUUACCCAGACUAGGGAGGUUGUCAAGUCCGUCCCUGUCGUUUCCACGGUCCAUGUCACGCAGACGCAGACUAUGGAGGUCGUCAAGUCCGUGCCGGUUGUUUCGACCGUGCACGUGACCCAGACCAAGGAGGUCGUCAAGUCGGUCCCUGUCGUCUCGACUGUUCACGUCACCCAGGCCGUGACGCAAACCAAGGAGGUGGUCAAGUCGGUGCCCGUGGUCCACACCCAGGUCGUCAGCCAGGUCGUUACUACUACUGUUACUCAGUCUGCCGCUCCCGUUGUGCAUACUGUUACUCAGUCUGCCGCUCCCGUUGUGCAUACUGUUACCCAGUCUGCCGCGCCUGUCGUCCAUACCGUCACCCAAUCUGUUGCCCCCGUGGUGCACACCGUCACCCAAACCGCGGCUCCCGUCGUUCAUACGGUUACCCAGUCGGCACCCCCUGUCGUCCAUACCGUUACUGCGACCAUCACCCAGUCGGCCGCGGCUGCCCCUGCUCCUCCUCCGGCCACCGUUACCCAGGUUCACACCCAGGUCCAAACGGUUACCCAAUCCGCUGCUCCCGUUGUGCACACCGUUACCCAAUCUGCGGCACCUUUUGUCCAUACUGUUACGCAGUCCGCUGCGCCGGUCGUUCAUACCGUCACCCAGUCCGCCGCUCCCGCCGUCCACACGGUUACGCAGUCUGCUGCCCCUGUCGUGCACACGGUCACUCAAAGCGCCGCCCCUGUCGUCCACACGGUCACUCAGAGCGCCGCCCCGGUCGUCCACACGGUCACGCAGUCCGCUGCCCCCGUUGUUCACACGGUCACGCAGUCCGCUGCUCCCGUUGUUCACACCGUUACCCAAACCGCCGCGCCAGUUGUUCACACCGUAACGCAGUCUGCCGCUCCUGUUGUGCACACCGUCACACAAUCGGCAGCCCCUGUUGUUCAUACCGUAACGCAGUCUGCCACCCCCGUGGUCCAUACCGUUACGCAGUCCGCUGCCCCGGUCGUCCACACUGUUACGCAGUCUGCCGCCCCGGUUCUGCACACCGUCACGCAGGUCCACACCGUCUCGGCAGCGCCCGUGGCCCCUAUGGUCCACACCAUCACUCAGGUUCACACCGUCACCCAGUCCGUUGCUGGCCAGCCCAUGGUCCAUACCGUCACUCAGCACGUUACCCAGCACGUCACCCAGCACCAAACGGUGACCCUGACUGCCGCUCCUCAGACGGUGACUGCUCCCGCCGCCGCCCACCCCGCCCCUCCCCCGGCCCAUCCCAUGCCGGCUCCCCCUCCGGCCCACGCCGCGCCGGCUCCUCCUCCUCCAGCUCACGCUAUGCCGGCUCCUCCUCCUCCAGCUCACGCCGCGCCGGCUCCUCCUCCAGCUCACGCUAUGCCGGCUCCUCCUCCGGCCCAUAGCAUGCCGGCUGCUCCCCCUGCUCACGCCAUGCCGGCUCCUCCUCCGGCCGCCGCCCACCCGGCCCUCCCCCGGCCCAAGCCAUGCCAGCCCUCCCCCGGCGCACACCAUGGCCCCCUCCCCGCCGGCGCACACCAUGGCGCCUCCAGCUCAGCCGAGCCCUGCGAUGCCUGCCGCUCCCGCGGCCGGCAUGCCGCACGAGGCUCCGGCCGCCGCGGCCCCCGUGCACAGCCCUGAGCCCAUGCGGCUCAGGUCGCGCAUAUUCCGCAGCCGGUGGUGAAAAAGGGUUUCGACAAAGAUCUAAUAAUCUGAAAUUAGCACGGCGCUGCUGCGGGGAAGAACAGCACGACACGAGAACCUCCUCUUCUUCUCUCUCUUUUUUUUUUCUCCUUCAUCCCUACAAUGUACAUAAUAAUCCCCAUGAGGCUUUCGGACGGACGCCUCUUGAGAAGGCAGGUUUGAGGUGUUGGGCUUUUGUUCACCGCAGUGCGAGAAUGCUGGAAGAUCCCGCGAAACCUCGAAGAGCUAUUAAACCUUAUUACUCCUAUUUUCCCUGCCCCUAUUUUGUCAUUCUAUUCUACUCCCCCAUGACCACUCAUGUCUUUAGGCUUGUUCUGUUUUCUUUUUUUGUUUCCAUUUUCCUUUGUAAUGCAUCUCCAGGGGACGUAAGGGAAGAGCUCCAGGUUCUGACCGCUGGAGCUUUUUAUUUGUUGCGUAUAGAGGCUUGCGGACGACGUUGAUACCCUCUGCCCCUCGCCGGGGACCUGCAUACUAGACGAAAAUCACCACCGCAUCCAAGAACAUCUCUGACCCAGCCCUCGACACGAUGUAUCUACUCACUCCCUAUCCUCUACCUAAUUCCGCUCGGGAGAGCGCGUGUAAAUCAACAGCUGGGCACAGCGCCGGACGCCGUAGCCCUACUCCACCUCA
Messenger RNA from Gaeumannomyces tritici R3-111a-1, 3459 nucleotides. RefSeq lists its product as hypothetical. Lineage: Eukaryota; Fungi; Ascomycota; Sordariomycetes; Magnaporthales; Magnaporthaceae. Bases 499 to 2766 code for a protein of 755 amino acids. The transcript has a single exon. The record is from RefSeq and is a predicted model, not a curated record.